AUGCCUAUCCCGACCGCCGAUUUUCAGGACAAGGAAUCCCAGUCCACCAACGCUGUCACCACAGGCUCUGCCGGCACAACCUCUCUCGAUUCCUUCGCUGCCUUGGACGGCCGUGCCCCUCACCGUGAAGCCAGCUCCGGCGGCGCCUCGGCUUCACAAAAUGCCGGGAGCGAUCGGCAGCUGAGCAAAGAGGAGGCGGAUCGUCUAUAUGAGGAGCGCAUGGAGGAGGAGUAUGCGAAGAGGGAAGGCGGCGCGUAA
This is a messenger RNA of Penicillium canariense, 258 nucleotides long. RefSeq lists its product as uncharacterized. The transcript has a single exon. Lineage: Eukaryota; Fungi; Ascomycota; Eurotiomycetes; Eurotiales; Aspergillaceae. The record is from RefSeq and is a predicted model, not a curated record. The coding region runs from base 1 to 258 and encodes 85 amino acids.